Messenger RNA from Coffea eugenioides, 3816 nucleotides. Its product is annotated as putative late blight resistance protein homolog R1A-3. The transcript has a single exon. Gene Ontology annotation, molecular function: ADP binding. The record is from RefSeq and is a predicted model, not a curated record. Bases 1 to 3816 code for a protein of 1271 amino acids. NCBI's taxonomy places the organism in Eukaryota, Viridiplantae, Streptophyta, Magnoliopsida, Gentianales, Rubiaceae. Gene Ontology annotation, biological process: defense response to other organism.
AUGGAGAUAUCCUCCGGUAGUAGCACUAGUUGCUUUGAUUCCCCUCUAGAAUAUCUGGACUGGAUGCGAGAAACCCUCAUAGAUAAUGCCAAGAGUUCUAUUGGCUCUGGUUUGCAGAGCCAUAUCUUGAUUCGUUUGCAUAAAGAAUUCCGGGAUCUGGGGAUCGAGUUGAGACUAUUACAAAGCUUUGAUCUGUAUCUGACAAAGUGUAGGAGGAGGAAGAGGAACCAUGAAACCUGUUUGGAACAAGCUGAGGAGAAGGACGUUGCGUCUUUCAGAAUUCAAAAUUUGAUUAUCAGAAGAAUGCAAGAUCUUGAAUUUGCUUGCAGCGAACACUGGAUUCAUUCUCGUUCACUUCCUUGGACUCAUAUUAUAAGUGAGCUCUCCAGAUUCCGGGAAGCAAUCAAGUUGUUUUUUGAGACACAUAACGAGGAAUCGUGCAUCAACUUUCUGCUGGAGUAUUACUGGCUGAGAGAUCCAGAACUAGUUAUUGAUUUCAUUGAUUCAGUUUCAAAGACUCUGGCGGAAAUGAAGGGAUUCCAUUUAGGACGUCCUGGAAAGAAGCUAAUGUUGUUGAAGAGUUUCAUUCGCUUUGCCAUGCUUCGCGGUGUCAAGGGUCAGCAACUGCAAGAUCUGUUGAUUCACGCUGAAGUGAUAGCUGUCAAUGCAUUACACCUGGCUUCUACAUGGUGCUUUCACACACAUCAUGAAGUAUGGAAUGAAACAAAGCUUCAAAUGUCUCGACUAAUUCGUGAGAAGAUUAAUCCUGGUGAUCCCAAGGUCCGAGAAACUUACAUCCAUGUCUUGACUGCUGCAAAGUUGUCAAGAUCAUCAGACAUUUCAGCUCUGGAGAAGAAUAAGCAUCUAGUAGCUGACUUUAUGUAUUAUCUCGUUCCCAAUAUUAUUGAGCUGCUAGAAUCUUGCACCAGUACUAUGGCUCCGAUUAUGAAUCAAAUGCUAAAACUCCUUGAGGGGCUAAGAUUCCUGACAAUCCUCCUCAGGCAUCAGAAAAAGUUCAAAGAGCUACGCCAUGAAAUGAAGAAUCUUAUUGGAGUUGUGGUCUGUGAUGCAGCAAUCAUAAUUUUCUCCCUUUAUGUGAAUCAAAUCGAAGAAGACUUGGUCAAGGAAACCAAUGUUUCUCUUUUGCAUUUGCUCAAAGUGCUCAAGUUUAUUAGGGCAGAAGUAAUUGAUCCAGUAGCAUCAGUAUCAGGAUUUGGUUUUCCUAGGACCAAUGAGUUGGGCUCUAUUGAUUUUUUCCUAACAAAUCUAAAGGAAUUGGCAAGGUGUGAUGAGAUUAAUGGUUCAAUCGCUUUCCCAGUGGAUAAAAUCCAGACAAUCCAGAAAGAUUUUGAAUUUUUAAGAUCUUUCUUGGAGAAAAUCAGGGAGCAGUGCAAUCAGAACAAAAAACUUCAAGUUUUCUGGAGUCAUGUUAUGGAGAUUGCAUAUAAAGCAGAGUUCGUGAUUGACUCGACACUUGUUGGUGAUAGACGUGAAUAUUGUUUGGAUGAUGUUGCCAGAGACAUCAAUGUUCUGAAGAUUGAGGCUCAAGAGAUCUAUGAUAGCAUAAGCUAUGUUGGUGAAACCACCAAGGGAGUUACCAAGACUUUUACUCGCAUGCCAUCACAAGUUACUGUCGUCACGUGCAAUAAAGAUCUGUUGCCUCUCGACGACGAGGUGGAAAAUAUCACUAAAAGUCUUACAAGAGGAGGAUCAAGGCGGUUGGAUGUUGUUUGCAUCGUGGGUAUGCCUGGGCUUGGUAAGACCACAUUAGCCAAUAUAGUUUACAAUUCUCCAUCAGUAAUGCCGCAUUUCAAUAUUCGUGCUUGGUGCACUGUUUCUCAAGCAUAUAGCAUGCACAACAUGUUAGUUCAGAUAUUGGGUAGUAUUGAAUCUGGGAAACUUGAGCAAUAUCAAAAGAUGGAUGAACAUGAUUUGGCUAUAAAGCUAAAACAAGUUUUGUUGAGAAAUAAGUAUCUCCUGGUUUUGGAUGAUUUGUGGGACGCUAAGGCUUGGAAUUUGUUGGAGAGAUCAUUGCCCGAUGAUGCCAAUAGAAGCAGGAUUCUCAUCACGAGCAGAUUGCAGAAUUUGUCUCUGCAAUUCAAACCUGAUAGCAAGGUUCACCAUCUCCGCCGCCUAACCAAUGAAGAGAGUUGGAAUUUGCUGCAGAAAAAGCUAUUUGGCAAAGAAGGUUGUCCUCCAAGACUAAGUCAAGUUGCAUCUCAAAUAGCAAAAUCUUGUAGGGGCUUGCCUCUCACAGUUGUCCUUGUUGCUGGAAUUCUUGAUAACACUGCAGAAGAAUCCUGGGAAGAAGUUGCAAAGAGUCUACCUUCCAGUAUUGUCCUUGAUGAUGAAUAUUGCAUGAAAACACUUGAGUUGAGUUACAGUCAUUUGCCGGAUGAUUUGAAGCCCUGCCUUCUUUAUUUUGGUGCAUUUCACGAAGACAAAAAUGUUCCUAUCCGAAAGUUGUUAUGGCUUUGGAUCUCUGAAGGAUUUGUGUUAAAGACUGAAGGAAAGAGAUUAGAGAAUGCAGCAGAUGACUACUUGAAGGAUCUGGUUGAUAGAAGUUUAGUUAUGGUUUCCAAACAAAGAACUAUGGGUGGUGCCAAAGCUUGCCAACUUCAUGAUUUGGUACAUGAGUUUUGUGUGAAAAAAGCCAAAGAAGAAAACUUUCUACAUAUUUUGCAUAGUCAGAACGGUCCUUUUGUUCUUGCUGGCCCAAGCAACCCCCUUCGAGUUUGUGAUCGAAGUGCCAGGAAUUUGAUGAUUCGGGAGUCAGUGCUAGAAUUUCCCAAUGUACGCAGUUUGUUAUUGUUUGAAGAGGAUGAUUUGGGGUUUUGGUUACCUAAACUUCUUAGAGUGCUGGAUUUGGGGGAAUUGGUGUUUGAUGCAUAUUUUCCGGUGGAAGUACUUUUGCUUGCUCACUUGAGAUACUUGGCUCUUAGCACUAGAGAAGUAAAUUUCAUCCCAGCUGCAAUUGCUAACCUCUCAAGGUUACAAACUUUUCUGCUACGAGGAAACAUCUCUGAUUGUUUCUUACCCAAGACUAUCUGGAACAUUAAGACAUUGAGGCACCUAUGGAUUACAAAUUCCACUUCUGGAUUUAUUUUUCCUGUUGAAAAUCUUGAAGUAUCCCCAGAUUUAGAUCAAUUAGACACUUUAAGCCUUGCCAUCGAUCCCUCCUCUCAAAGCUUGCAAAAGAUAUUGACAAAGUUACCAGGCAUUCGCAGGCUAAGAUGUAUGACAACAUCAGCUACCAGAAUUGGCGAUGGGAUUCUUCCAUUUGACUGCUUUAGUCAACUAGAAUCACUUAGACUGCAUUUCUUUUUUCGAUAUGGAUUUAAAUUCCCAUUGAAUUUGAAGAAGUUGACUCUCUUAUACAAUAAGCAACCAUGGAGUGAAAUUUCAACAAUUGGAAAGUUGCCCAAUCUUGAAGUGCUUAAAUUACUCCAAGAAUCCGUUGCUGGGGAAGAAUGGGAAAUGAAAGAAGGGGAGUUCCCCAACCUCCGAGUCUUGAAAUUCAGAACCUUGUGGAAAUUUCGCAGCUGGACUGCAUCUUCUGAUAAUUUUCCCCGUCUUGAGAAAUUGGUUGUGCACAAUUGUCCGAUGUUGGAAGAGGUGCCUUCUUGUUUAGGGGAAUGUCAGGCUCUUGAAAUGAUUGAGGUGAGAGGGUGCCGCGAGUCUGUUGCAAGUUCAGUGCAGCAAAUUCAACAAGAACAGAGAGAGAUGGGAAAUGAAGUUCUAGAGAUCUUAAUUGAAAAGUGUGUUGAUACACGGAGUUCCAGCAAAGAAGAAGAAGAAGAGUCUAGUCCCUCAUAA